GAGAAGAGGAAGAAAAACGGGGAGAUUCGUGGUAGAAGAAGAGGAAGAAGAGGAAGAAGAGGAAGAAGAAGAGGGUGGAGGGGGGGAGAAGAAGGUGGUGGGUGGUGGAGGUGGUGGUGGUGCGGAAGGACGAGGCUUGGGUUCCCUCGAUCGCGCGAUAGCCCAUCGUCGAAUAAUCUGAGAGAGGACGCUCGGUUAUGACGGCGAAAUCGCGGGAGGUUGUCGCAUACGACGGUACUCGUAGUUAGUCGCGAAUUUUAGUCGUCGAAGGACUAUCAUCGCGUCGAGAGCUACGUGUCACGAUCACGAUAUUACGGGAGUAAUAUCAUGACAGUUAUAUUUGUAUUCGUAUUAGUCGCUCGACUUAGGAUCGCCAAAUCUAUCGUCAAUGUCUCUUGGAAAGCUUCGAAUUUAACGGAGAAGAUUUAGGAAACUAAAGAGAGGAACAACGUUUAAAGUGGAACGUCCUUCGACGUAAGUAUUUGAUAUCGGUGAUUCGAAGGUGGACCGGUAGAAGAAUAAAGCUGAGCGUCAUGGCGCACAAAACUACUACGGGUUGCCUGCCAAGGAUAGAAAUUUGGAUGUUCAGGACUUGUCUGCCAAUUGUACUCCUGCUUAUCGUCGUAUCUCAGGAGAGCCUGGGUGGACAACACGAGAAACGAUUAUUAAAUAACUUAUUGUCGAAUUACAAUACUUUGGAACGACCAGUAGCCAAUGAGAGCGAACCACUGGAAGUUAAGUUUGGAAUAACUUUACAACAAAUUAUCGACGUGGAUGAAAAGAAUCAGAUAUUAACGACGAACGCAUGGUUAAAACUGUCCUGGACCGAUUACAAUCUACAAUGGAAUCAAUCGGAAUAUGGCGGAGUGAAAGACGUCCAUAUAACACCGAACAAGCUUUGGAAACCGGAUAUCCUCAUGUACAAUAGCGCGGAUGAGGGUUUCGACGGGACGUACCAAACAAACGUGGUGGUCGCGCAUAACGGCAGUUGCCUGUACGUCCCACCGGGCAUCUUCAAGAGCACAUGCAAGAUAGACAUCACUUGGUUCCCCUUUGACGACCAACACUGUGACAUGAAGUUCGGAUCCUGGACCUACGACGGCAACCAGCUCGAUCUGGUCCUCGAGUCAGAGAAGGGAGGUGACUUGUCCGAUUUCAUCAUGAACGGGGAAUGGUAUCUCAUCGGUAUGCCUGGACGAAAGAAUACUAUAGUAUAUAAGUGCUGUCCGGAGCCGUACGUCGACGUGACCUUCACGAUACAGAUACGCAGGCGAACGCUAUACUAUUUUUUCAACCUGAUCGUGCCCUGCGUCCUGAUAUCGAGUAUGGCCCUAUUGGGUUUCACAUUGCCGCCCGAUUCCGGAGAGAAGCUCACCUUAGGAGUGACCAUUCUGCUGUCGCUGACAGUUUUCCUGAACCUCGUGGCAGAAAGCAUGCCGACGACCUCGGACGCUGUCCCUUUAAUAGGGUCGUACUUCAAUUGCAUCAUGUUCAUGGUGGCGAGCAGCGUCGUCUUGACCGUUAUGGUGCUAAAUUAUCAUCACAGAACGCCCGACAGAUACGUCAUGCCUAAUUGGAUCAGAAAGGUGUUCCUACAGUGGCUGCCAUGCAUAUUAUGCAUGAGCCGUCCUGGCAAGAAGAUCACGAAGAAGAGUCUUCUUGUGGGCAAUCGGAUGAAAGAACUCGAGUUGCAGGAGAGAAGCAGUAAGAGCUUGCUGGCGAACGUUUUAGAUAUCGACGAUGAUUUUCGUCAUGGAAACAGUGCUGCCAAUCCAGCUUCCACUUAUAUAAGCAGGUCGGCGUACGGCACGCCAUUAUCCGGACGGCCGGCGACGGUCGAAGAAACGUCGGCGUCUUUACCGCUAAGCGGUAUGCAGAGAGAACUUCACACGAUUCUCAAAGAAUUACAGUUUAUCACGAGUCGUAUGAGAAAGGCCGAUGAAAACGACGAGGUGAUUAACGAUUGGAAAUUUGCUGCCAUGGUGGUCGACAGGCUCUGCCUGAUCGUCUUCACGUUAUUCACGGUGCUGGCCACGGUCGUAAUACUGUCUAGUGCGCCACACAUAAUCGUCCACUAAUAGACUGCCCCGGUCGAGACACCGAAGAUAAUGCACAAAAAAUCGUCGCUGAAAUAGCGUCACCUCGAAUUUGAAGCAACGUUCGCGCGCGUGAUUUGCGGGACCGACACUCUACUACUACUACUACUACUACACUACUACAACUACUACUAGUACUACUACUACUACUACUACUGUUACUACUACUGCUACUACUACUACUAUUACUACUACUACUACUACUGACGAAACAGAAAGAGAGAGAGAGAGAGAGAGAUAGAAAAAAGAGAGAAAUAAUGGAGAAAGAAAAAGGAAGAGAAAAAGGAAGAUACCGGGAUAAAGGACGAAAAAGGGACGGGGAUACAACAACGAUCGAAGAAAAAACGAGCCUGAUCAUCGAAGAGCUCUUUGACAACGGAGCUUCGUCAUUAAGAGGGAAUACAUCCGUCGAAAAUCCUUUGGACUACUAAACAUCGUCCAUUUCACCAACGCCGUCGAUCUCGCCCUCUUCGUCGUACCUUUCGUUUCGUCGAUUAAGAAGAGACAAGAGACAAGAGAAAGAGACGGUCAGAGAGAAAAAGUAAGAGAAAGAGAGAGAGAGAGAGAAAGGAAGAGCCCUAUUUACCACGAUUACCAACACUUUUUUUCUUUCGUAUCGAUCAUUUUUCUGUUCCAAAUAAAAGAGUAAAAAGAAAAGAAAACAGCAGAAAAACAAGAAAAAGGCAAAAAAAGAAUGAAAAAGAAAAUGAACAAAAAUAAACAGGGAAGGCAAUUCACGUCGAUGAUCAAUUCACUCUCUCUCUCUAUCUAUCUAUCUCUCUUUCUCUCUCUUUCUCUCUCCUUCUCUCUCUCUCUCUCUCUCUCUCUCUCUCUCUUUCUUUUGGAAAAGAGAUCGGAAUAAAUGAUAUUCAGACUCUUCGCGAUACGCGCGAUUCCUCGAACGAACGAACGUCGUUAAAAACCCGGCCUUUCACGGCGGCGUCAAUAAUGAUAAUAAUAAUAAAUAGUAUAAAUAGCUAAAAAGGAAACUAUUAUAUUCGAAUCGCUUAGCGCGCGCGCUCUCGCUCUCUAAUGUUUCCCUAUAUAUAUAUAUAUAUACAUACAUACAUACAUACAUACAUACACAAAACAUACACCCACACACAUACGUGUAUAUAUAACGCCGGUGCGCGCGCGCGCCUGCGCGACCGAGCUCGUAGAUAAACGUUAAAUAUCUUCGAACAACUGCCAAACAUGGAGGAGCUCUCGUGUCAGGGGUGACCAAUAUAUGUAUAUCGUUUUUUUCGAGAUGGAUCGAUCGAUCGAACGAAUGACCGAGCGAAAGAACGAACGAGCGAACGAGCGAGCGAGCGAGCGAACGAGCAAACGAGCGAAAGAACGAAAGAAUGAACGAACGAACGCAUGAACGAACGUACGUGAGUGAAAAAAAAAAAAAAAAUAAAUAAAUAAAUAAGUAAAUGAAUCGACGAUUCGAUGUUCUUGAGAAAUCUAUUCAUUGUAUAGAUCAUUCGUGAAAGUUUCUUUUAAAGCGGAGAUAAAAUAGAUAAGAAAAUUCUACUUAUAUAUGUAUUAUAACUACACACGUAUAUAAACAACGUACAUAUAUAUAUAUAUAUAUAUAUAUAUAUAUAUAUGUAUGUAUACAUACAUACGAUAUGAGUUUGUUAUCACAAAAAGAUUUCACGAAAGGAUCUCUGCGUAAACUUUUUCAAAUUUUUUAAUACUUCUCAAGAACGCCGACGUGUCGAUCGUAUCGAUCGUGAAUUAUCGAGGAGGGGUUGAGGUCGUAAAAAAAUGUGGGGGAUUGGUUGGUUGGUUGGUCGAUAAGUAGAUAUGGUAUAUAAAUGUGUGUGGACAAAACUGCCAAGUCGCAUCACCCCUGCUUUCCGUACAGAUAACUCGCGAGUUGUUCUCGAGGAUUUCGUGACGCGAGAAGGGUCAGAGGAAGAAAGGAAAAUGAGGAAGGAAGGAAAAAAGAAAGUGGGAUGAAGAGAAAGGAAUGAAGCUAGAAAGAAAGAAAGAAAGAAAGGAAAAAAGAAAGGAAAAUUGGAGAAAAAGAUUUCAAAGAGAUAAUUCGCAUACUUUCGAACGUCGAAGAAAAAAGACAGCUUUGGUAAGAACAUAAGAAGAUUUUCAUAUCUUUCUUUUUUUUCUUCUUCUUCUUCUUCCUCUUCAUCCCCAUAAUCAUCAUCAUCAUCAUCAUCAUCAUCAUCUUCUCCUUAUUCUUUUUCUUCAUCUUUUUCUUCAUCAUCGUCUUCUUCUUCUUCUUUUUUUUCAUCUUCUUCGUCUUAUUAUUUUUAACGGAUAGAUCUUAUCUUGAAUGAGUCAAGGCCAUGGUAGUCGCCCAUCGUCUCCAUAAAAACACUUUACGUUUACGUUCCGUGCUUUGCCUUUUAUUAUCCACCGGUUCUGGUUAUUAUUUGGCUUCUAUAACAUCUUGCGACGUGGUAAACGAGCGCCACGCAAUUUGUUACUUGAUCGUAUAAACGCGACUAGACGAGCAGGUUAACGUUUAAUGAUAAGAGAUAAGAGGAUCUUUUCGUGGUUGCGUUUAGACGGGAAUAUGAUUAGACGAAAAAAGGAAAGGAGAAAAAAUAAGAUCCUAUAUAUAUAUGUACGGGGUGUCCUCUUUCAAUCGAUCCUUAUACGAAUAUCAUCGAAAUUCUUGAGGAUGACGAAGAUUCGUUUGAAGUAUUUCUUUCCCUAUUUUGUAUGGGUUCCUUGUCUAUCGAUGAUCAAUGGCCUUGAAACUAUUUCAUUCAAAUAUUCACAGAUAACAUUAAGAAAUAUCGAUGAAUUUUACGAUCAGUCGAUCGAUUAUAAUGAGAGAUACCCUGUAUAUUAUUGUAUACUUGAAAAGAUCGACGUGUUUCCUGAUUCGUGAAUAAACGAAAUCACGUUGAAUUUCCUCGGUUACCACGAGAAAAUUCAAUUUAUAGAGAAACUUCGAAAAGCCAUGCCGGAAAGUCCGAAAGGUCGUAGAAUGAUUCGGUUCAUAAAGCAUGAUGGAUGAUACGAGAAAAAGAGAUAGAGAGCUUUGGAAAUACGUCGAAACAUAUGGGAUAUAGGAGCGAUAGCGGUUUAGAAUUUUGCGUAUAUCAACGGCGUUACUCCGUAAAAUUUUUUUUCUCCUUUUUUUUCUUUUUACUCUUUUGCACUUUUUUUUAUUUCUUUUUUAUUUUCUUUUUUUUUUACGCAAGAAAGGAAGGAAGACAUAUAUCACGAAGGAAGGAAAGAAAAAAAAAGAAAAAUUCUUUCUCUUUUCUUUUUCAUUUCCUUUUUCCUUUCUUCGCUUUUUUUUCUUUUUUUUUUUUUUCUUUUUUUUUUCUUCAUAAAUUUUCGCAUUAUAACGUUACGCGUAAAACUGAAGAAUAAAUUUACUGUCGAAUCGGGCGCACGCGAGAUAAUCCAAAGCAUUCUAACGUAAAAUACAACCAACGGAGAGAUCUAUAAGUAUUCGGUAGAUAGUUUCGAGCGAUCGAAUCCUCCAAAGUUUAGCUCGUAAAGUUCCUUGAGUUACAGACAGCAUACAGAAACGAGGAGAACGAUGAUCGCGGUACGCAAAUGAAUUUGCUUGAACUCGUUAAAGCGUCGAACUUUAGGACGAAUGGUCGACCCUUUUGAAAGGUUAUGAAUCGGAUCUAUGGUGAAUACCGAUUGUUAGAGAAAAUCCGUGAUCGAAUCGAUUGAAUGAUCCUUAUACGUAAUAUCCAUUCGUGUAUAAUAUUUAAAAUUCAUCGAAUAAUAUUUUUAUUUUUAAAUAACAAUGGAAUGUUGAUGGGAUAUAAUAGUGAUGGAAAAUAAAAUUUACAAUUAUGUCGAAAAUGAAUACCCUUCUCGCUUGAUAGAAAAACUGUACGGAAGGACAGAGUGAUUUCAUCGUUCAAACGACGCGAAAAACAUAAUAACGAGUAAUAUUGAAGUGUUCCGAUAAAAAAAUACUCAAGUAAAUAUGUAAAUAAUGGACGUUCGCGUGGCGCGGGACUCAAGUAAAUAUGUAAUCAAGUUUUAGAAGGACAAAUUCUAAUCAUUUCUCUUUCUCGUCUCAUGCGGCUGAACGUAACAAGCCGGAUCAUCUUCGCGCGCUCGUUCAAAUUUUAGCAACAAUGCGAAGCUUUUUUGCUGCGUCUCAUUAUAAAUUGUGAAAUAAUAAGAGGAAAAUAAGAAGAAGAAAAUAAAAGAAAAAAAAUUAUAUAUAUAUAAAUAUAUAUAUAAAUAUAUAAAAAGAAAAGAAAAGAAAAGCAAAGAAAGAAAAUGGGAUCGUGUCUUCGAGAUGAUCGAGCGAAACUUUUCACAUUUUUAUCUCGUUGAAACAGUCAACGUUAAAUUCAUGCACUGUCGAUCGAUGGGACUCGUGAUCGCUUGAUUUGCGAUCUUAGACAAUCAUUUUUAUCUCGCGUUUCGGACAAAGGAUAAGAAUUUUCUAUUGUUUUUUUUUUCUUCUUCUUUUUCUUUGCUUUUUGUUUUCUCUUUUUUUUUUUUUCUUUUUCUUUUUUCUUCGUCGACGAGAAAAUAUGUUUUCGGUGCGAACGAUUCGACGGUGCAAAGAUGACGAAGAAAAAUUAUUUGGAGGACGAUUUUCUUUAUGUUUUUUCCGAUAACAACGAAGCAUAACGUAACGUAUGUAACGUGGCUUAUCGUCGUUCGAAAGAAAAAUCAGCCGAAACUGAUGCGGUACGCAUUAAACUCCCAUAUUCUCUCAGUCAGCGCGUAUAUAUAUAUAUAUAUAUAUAUAUAUAUAUAUAUGUAUAUGUAUAUAUCGAUAAGUGUACGAAUAAUUAACGGCGGCCAAGAAGGAUACAACAACAAGCGAUUGUAGAUAAAACUAUCGUGAUAUAAUUAAUUACACGGCACACGUUCGUUCGACGCGCGAUCGGCACGUACCUAUCGAAAAAUCGAAAAAUGAAGGACGAUCAAAGAUGAUGGAUCAUUAAAUCUCGUAAUAGAUGUCACGUUAGUAUCCUAAUAUCUUUGCGUCCCGCGAAAUGUUUCAAGUUCGAGUCGCCGGAUCACGCAGGCGUAUCGAUCGACAAAACUACGGCAUCUCUUUGGCGGCGAGAAUAUGCGGAGGAGUAUGUCGUAUAUAACAUAAUAAAAAAAAUAAAAAAAUAAUAAUAA
Messenger RNA from Vespa crabro (European hornet), 7175 nucleotides. It is a transcript of the gene nAChRalpha6, whose product is annotated as neuronal acetylcholine receptor subunit alpha-7-like. Gene Ontology annotation, molecular function: transmembrane signaling receptor activity; acetylcholine-gated monoatomic cation-selective channel activity. NCBI's taxonomy places the organism in Eukaryota, Metazoa, Arthropoda, Insecta, Hymenoptera, Vespidae. Gene Ontology annotation, biological process: monoatomic ion transmembrane transport; chemical synaptic transmission; nervous system process. The transcript is spliced from 14 exons. Gene Ontology annotation, cellular component: neuron projection; postsynaptic membrane; synapse. The record is from RefSeq and is a predicted model, not a curated record. The coding region runs from base 534 to 2078 and encodes 514 amino acids.